AUGGACGCUUCAGCAGAGACCGAGCCGCCCUCAUCGGGCCCGCCAGCGGAAACAGAACAGAACAGAAGAAAGUCGGGACGUGCGAUCCGAAAACCGGAGUUCUUCUCUGAAGAAGUUCAUAGCGUAAGAACCACUACUGCCGAGAAAAGGAAGCGCGCUACCCCACGCGACGAUGAUGAAGUUGAUCAGGAGGACGACGACGAGGAGGAAGAGGACGCGUCUGAAUCUGAAGCUGAUGACGCGGAGGAUGAUGAUCCUGAUGAGGAAGAGAUGAAAGAGAGAAGACGAGCUGCGCGCAAAGCUUCUGCGAAGAAGAGGACGGCGACGAAAAGCAAAGGCAAAUCCAAGACGUCGCGCGCUGCAAAGAAGCCCAAGAUCAACGGCGUUGAAAAGCAACUUGCCAUUCGGUCUGCGACUACUAAUGGCAAGAAAAAGACGUCCAAACAGAGGGAGAGAACAGCUCCGCCCAGACCAAUCUUCCCUGCUUCAGCAGAGGGCUUACGCACUCCAUCUAUGCUGACAUUCUCCGUGAUAGCCGAUAUCUUCGAGAGAGGGCAAGCCGUCGACACUGUUAUAGCAGAAUGGCUCUCGCGAUAUGAAAAAGACCCCGUUGACGGCAUUGGCGAAUUGGUCAAUUUUGUUCUGAGAUGCAUAGGCACGGAUUUCGCUGUAGACAAAACAGAUGUCACGGACGUCGAUCAUAUGAAGGAACGUGUUACGGACCUCCAGGAUGCCCAUAUGCAGCUGGAACCUUCGGAAUAUCCUCUCAUCUCCAAAGAUAAAAAGUUCAGGUCUUUCCGAUCUACCCUGGUGGACUUUUGCGACACCUGGAUCGAGACCUUACAUCGUUCUUCCCUUCUCUACAAUAGCGCAGCUCCAGCUGAGAAAUUCCACGUUUGGCUCAGUGUAAUGUCAACUGCGCCCAACCGAGCUUUCAGACAUACUGCUACAGUCAUGUCCCUGGCCGUGGCAACGGCUCUGUGCGAUAUUGCCCAAGAAGUGACCUCCACCGUUUCCACGUCUCGAAAACAACUCGAAAGCGAGAAGAAGAAAAAGACGCCCAACAAAGGCAGGAUGGGCGCGAUACAAGCCACUAUACAAGAGAGUGAAGAGAAACUGGAGACGAUAGACACAAUCUUGAAAGACGCUUUUGACACUGUCUUUGUGCAUCGCUAUCGAGAUGUUGACCCGAAAAUCCGUUCUGAAUGCAUGACUGCUCUAGGCCGAUGGAUCCAGUGCUAUCGAGAGAUGUUUUUCGAGAGCCAAUAUGUCCGAUAUUUUGGCUGGGUUCUUUCUGACGCCUCCCCUCAGGUGCGCGCGGUGGCUGUGGAACAGCUUCGCCAGAUCUACGAAAACAAAUACAGUGUCGCUGCGCUGCGGUCCUUUACAUCUCGUUUCCUUCGUAGAAUGGUCGAAAUGGCGACGAGAGAUGUCGAUGUCGGAGUUCGUGCGUCGAUGGUUGAACUGCUCGACAUUAUACGAGAUAUGGGAUUGCUCGAGAAUGAAGAUAUCGAUGCUGUCGGUCAGUUGGUAUUUGACUCCGAGCCACGAGUCCGCAAGGUCGCGGGUCGCUUCUUCGCUGCCAACCUCCAAGAAAUCUUUGAUGCGAGUACGGAAGAAAUGGCGGAAGAUAUUAACGAAGUCUUUGCGGAUGAAGACGAGGAAGAUUUCACGGCGCCUAAACGGUCCUGGAUCAAAUUCAAAUGCCUCGUUGACAUCCUUCAAACUUACGAUGGCCAGAAAGACCAACAGAAACCAGAUCGACCAAUUGCCGGAUCAAUCGAAGCGCUCUCGGGGGCUCCGGUCGAGUCACGUUUCUUUCUGGCCACCGAGGCUAUCUAUCCGCAUAUGCAGGAACUGGAGCAGUGGCAGUCCCUAGCAGGCUAUCUGCUCUAUGAUCAUUCGCAAAUAACCGACUCGCCGCCUCAGGACGAGGCCAGCAAUGUGAGAAAAUUUUACGCGCUCGAGGAGGGUCAAGACAUUAUCCUCCUUGAGGUGCUUGUCUGCGCAGUCAAGCUCCGGAUCCUGGAAGUUGCCAAAUCGGACAUUGACAAACGGGGACGCAAGAUCAAGGCUUUGACAGAUAAGAUACCAGUGUUGCAAGAAGAGAUCGCCCACAACCUUGCUCAGAUCAUUCCUCAACUGCUCAACAAGUUUGGCGCUGUGCCCGAAGCUGCAUCUGCUGUUCUUCGUCUUGAACACCUUGUCGACCUGAAUAUGAUCCAAGAUCUUCAGAAAGAUGCAGCCGCUUACACGUCGUUAUUGAACGAUAUCAACAAGCAGUUCUUGACGCACUCUGACCAGGACGUGCUCGCUGAAGCUAGUGUGGCUUUUCUUCACGCGCGAAGCUCCGAAGAGAUGAAGGAGGCAAUGGAAAGUAAGGUCCAAGAAUUGUGGGACGAUAUGAUCGAUGCAUUCGGCACUUUGUCUCAGAAUAAAGAUGUUCAGAACGGGACCUCUCUCCGUUCAAAUAUCCUCACGGAACUGGCAAACACUGUUACCAGAAUUUCCAAUCUCGCAAGUAUAACAGAUUGCACCAGUGUUAUGGAGGCAGUACCAUCUGCGACAUCCAAGAAGCGCAAGCAAGACUUGGAGGCGCCAUUCAACACCCUCAUCCAUCUCGCUAAGCGUGGUCUCCGAGAUGAAGAGUCCGAUGAGGAUACGGCGAAACUAGAGACAGAGCUUGUGGUGAACAGCAUCAAGUCUCUGUUGUUCUACUUCAUGUGGAAAGUCCAAGCACUCACAACGGCCCUGAAGUCUGGCAAUGCGUCCUAUAACACUGCUUACUUUGAAGCUCUGGCGAAAAACCGCGAGACCUUCGUAGUUACCCUUACAGCCAUCAUGCAGAAGCGGUCCUCUGUUCUCGACGACAUUCGUUUUGCCGCGAUUACAACGCUCUUGGAUGUGCAGACGCUGUUCGGUACCCUACGUCACAUUGGAGCGACUGUAAAAGAAGAAUCUAAGACGGUCGACGAAGAUGUCAUAGCCCAGACUCAGAGUUUGGCCCAAGAGAUUGACCCAGAAACUCAAAAGACUAUUUCACGAUUUCACGAUAUAGCCGAACAAACCUUUGCGAAAAAAUCGAAGCGGGAUAUUGAACGUGUCGUGGACGAUGCUCCGCUGAAUUCAGCUCAGGAUAUAAAGGACAUCCCGUCUGAUGAUGAUGAGGAUGAAGAAGAAGACGAGGGCGACAACGUAGACGAAGCUGUCGCCAACGAGCGUCUCCGAGCCACCAUCCUGGCUGAACAAAGGCUGUGUGAAUUGACUGGAAAGAUCGUAUUGGCCAUUAUUGGGCGUGUUCUCGAUGCUUCAGGGCCGCAGCGCGGAAAACUGAAGCAGAAAUUGCUGAAGAACAAGUCUCGCUUAGGACAUAACUAUAAAGAAGUCGUCGCGUUUCUUGAAGAACGGAAGGCCCGUUCUGCCAAUCGUCCGACUCAAUCCAAGGACAAGCAAUCUGCCAACGCAAACGGCGGCAAAAACGCAGCUGCGAAAUCCAGUGAAAGAGUAGAGGAAGACGAUGAAGAGGAACAGGAGGACAACCGAGUUGUCGAGGAGGAUGAUGAAGAGGAUCUGCGAGCGAGGGAGCUCCUCGAAGAGAAUGAUGAUGACGGUGAGGAGCUAUCUCCACCUCCCGACGAAGACGAAGAGCAGGACAGGAAUGAAGAUGAAGAUGAGGUAAUGGGCGAUUGA
Messenger RNA from Rasamsonia emersonii CBS 393.64, 3690 nucleotides. Its product is annotated as Nuclear cohesin complex subunit (Psc3). Gene Ontology annotation, biological process: sister chromatid cohesion. Gene Ontology annotation, molecular function: chromatin binding. The record is from RefSeq and is a predicted model, not a curated record. The coding region runs from base 1 to 3690 and encodes 1229 amino acids. Gene Ontology annotation, cellular component: cohesin complex; nucleus; chromatin. NCBI's taxonomy places the organism in Eukaryota, Fungi, Ascomycota, Eurotiomycetes, Eurotiales, Trichocomaceae. The transcript is spliced from 2 exons.